AUGCGUUUCGCCUCUUACAUCUCGUUGCUGUCCAUCCUCGGGACCAGCGUCUCAGCCUGGGACGCACCAGGCUACGAUGGCUACCGGCUCGUCUGGGCCGACAGCUUCGCGGGACCCAGCAAUGGGCUGCCGAACGAGAACAACUGGAACAUCAUCGACGGCAACAUUGGUGUCAACAACGAGCUGCAGACGUACCGGCGCAACGCACGCAACGUCCAGACCAGCGGCGGUUACACGCUGCAGGUCGUGCCCUGGCAGGACGGCUCCGACUGGACCUCGGGCCGCCUCGAGUCCAAGUACACCUUCACGCCACAGGCGGGCAAGCGCACCAUGGCCGAGGCCCAGAUCCGCUUCGGCGGCAACAACAUCGACACCAAGCAGGGCAUCUGGCCCGCCUUCUGGCUGCUGGGUGACUCCAUCCGCUCCGGCACCGCCUGGCCCGGCUGCGGCGAGCUGGACAUCCUAGAGACGGUCAACGGCCAGCUGAACGGCUACGGCACCAUCCACUGCCACGUCUACCCCGGCGGCGUGUGCAACGAGCCCAACGGGCGCGGCGCGUCGGUGGCCAUCCCCAACCAGGACUGGCAGCGCUGGCGCAUCGUGUGGGACCGCACCUCGGGCGACUGGCGCGCCCAGUCCAUCACCUGGUUCAUGAACGACCGCCAGUUCCACCAGGUCCGCGGCGACCAGCUCAACGACCAGGGCGUGUGGGAGAGCCUGACGGCCAAGCCGCUGUUUUUUAUUCUGAAUGUUGCGGUGGGCGGGAACUGGCCUGGUUACCCCAACGGAAACACGCAGGGCGGGUAUGGUGCCAUGAUGGAGGUUGGCUAUGUUGCUCAGUACUCUUCUUGA
Messenger RNA from Chaetomium globosum CBS 148.51, 852 nucleotides. RefSeq lists its product as uncharacterized. NCBI's taxonomy places the organism in Eukaryota, Fungi, Ascomycota, Sordariomycetes, Sordariales, Chaetomiaceae. The record is from RefSeq and is a predicted model, not a curated record. Bases 1 to 852 code for a protein of 283 amino acids. Gene Ontology annotation, biological process: carbohydrate metabolic process. Gene Ontology annotation, molecular function: hydrolase activity, hydrolyzing O-glycosyl compounds. The transcript is spliced from 3 exons.